UCUCCUCCCCGCUGCACACCAGCGUCCAAAUAAACAACCCAACGCUGCGGACUGAGCCGGACGGGCUGUGCGGGGUCCGACAUGGAGACCCCCCAUCACACCCAGCCCCCCGGGACUGGGAGGGAGGAGAUGGGCAGUGGGGGCUGCCGGCGGUGUCCGUACCGGGCGGCAGGGAGGAGGCUGGGCACCACCUCCGAUGGGAUCCUGCAGGAAGGUGUGGAGAGCAGCUUACGCCAGCUCCUCAUCGAAGCCUUCGUCUCGGCGGGCAGGGUGGACAACAUCACCAUGGUCAUGGGGCUGCACCCCCAGUAUCUCAGCAGCUUCUGGAAGACCCAGUACCUCCUGCUGCGCAUGGACGGGCCCCUGCCCUACCACAAGCGCCAUUACAUCGCCAUCAUGGCAGCAGCUCGGCACCAGUGCUCCUACCUGGUGGGCUUGCACAUGGAGGAGUUCCUGCGGGUGGGGGGCAACCCGGCGUGGCUGCAGGGGCUGCACUAUGCCCCCCAAAAACUCAGGAACCUCAAUGAGAUCAACAAACUACUGGCGCACCGACCCUGGCUCAUCACCAAGGAGCACAUCGAGGCUCUGCUGAAAACGGGGGAGAACAGUUGGUCGCUGGCGGAGCUGGUGCAGGCCCUGGUGCUCCUCACCCACUACCACUCGCUCGCCUCCUUCGUCUUCGGCUGCGGCAUCAACCCCGAGGAGGACCAGGAUGGGGGGCACGGCUGCUGGCCCCCCUCACCCCACAGCGACAGCAGCCCUGCCUCUGAUGAUAGCAUGGGGGGCUCUGGGGGCAAAGAUGCCAUGCAGGAGGUGGAGGUGCUGAUGGAAAGGAUGAAGCUGCUGCAGGAAAGCCAGCUGGAGGAGGAGGGGGUCACGCAGGAGGAGAUGGCGACGCGCUUUGAGCUGGAGAAAACGGAGAGUUUGCUGGUCACUCCCUCGGAUAUUGCGGAUCACUCCCUGCAGUCCAACGUCCUCUGCUUCGUGGAGGACCCCGAGUUCAGCUACAAGGACUUCACGCGGAGGGGUGAGCAGGCGCCCCCCACUUUCCAUGCCCAGGAUUACACCUGGGAGGACCACGGCUACUCGCUGAUCAACCGCCUCUACCCCGACGUGGGGCAACUCCUGGACGAGAAAUUCCAGGUCGUCUACAACCUGACGUACAACACCAUCGCCAUGCACUGCGGCGUGGACACAUCCAUGCUGCGCAGAGCCAUCUGGAACUACGUCCACUGCGUCUUCGGCAUCCGCUAUGACGACUAUGACUACGGGGAGGUGAACCAGCUCCUGGAGCGCAGCUUGAAGGUCUACAUCAAGACGGUGGCUUGCUACCCGGAGAAGACGACCAAGCGGAUGUAUACGCAGUUCUGGAGACACUUCAAGCACUCAGAGAAGGUUCACAUCAACCUGCUCUUGCUGGAGGCUCGGAUGCAGGCGGCUCUGCUCUACGCCCUGAGAGCCGUCACCCGCUACAUGACCUGACCGGCCUUUGCUCCCUCCUCCUCCUCCUGCCCCAGGUUUGGGGGAAAGGCUGGUGGGAGCUGGUACCCUAAAGACUUUGCUGGAAUAUUGUCUCCCCCCCGUUAAGGGGGCUGGAGUUGUGGAAGGAAAGAGGGGGCUUCCCUGCCCCUCAUCCCAGGAGAGGGGACCCCCAAGAAGCUGUCAGUGCUGGGAAAACACCGGAGUGCUGCCCGGGGCUUGGCAGAGCUGGGGGUGCUCGACCGCUCCGUGCCUUUCUCAGGGGGAGCCCAAAUGAAUCCAAAUUGGGGUGCUCGUGGAUGCUGCCUUUACCAUGCAGUGCUGGUGUUACACCUCUGUGCCACCUCCUGGCACCAAGACUGCCGCCACGGAGGGCUGCCCUUGUGCCAGGGAUCACCAGAGGGGGUCGUGGGCUUUGCCGCUGCUUUUUGGGGUCUCAUCGUGCUGGAAGACAUGCAGCUGCUGGUGGGGAUGCUGCCCUCGCACACCCUCCCCACCUCUCUGGCUCGCCCCCAAGGAACGCGCCGCAGGAGUGGUGGGAAGGAUCCGGCCAUCCCGUCGCCCAGCCGGGCAGCCCCCAGUGCCACUCGUCUCCCAGCUGAGUCCCCCCCAUGUUGGGGUCUGCGUGGCUGGGGGAGAGACUGCGGCUCCGCAACUCCUCCCUGCCCUGACCUGGGUGUUUCUGUUGCCUUCAGCGCCUGCUGUGACAUGGGGACAUCCCCUCCGUGGCUGGGGGUGUGCGCGGCCCCUCGCCGCUCCUCUCCGUGGACCCUGGCACGGCCGGACCCCAGCCCAGCGCUCGUAUCGGGGCUGGCAGGGCUGCAGGAGGGGUUAAGCUCUGCCUGCCCGAGCCCCUGCAAUUUGGAAUGUGAAGUGCCUCUUAACCUGGGUCCCAGGGCAGGAGCAAGGUGAGGGUAGGAGUGCCUGCGGGGUGUUUUACACCUUUUUUUGCAUCAUUUUUCAGCCCCUGGCGCAUCUCUGCUGCCUCAACCUUCAUGGUUGAGGUGGGGAGCUGUGUUGGGGCACAGGGCUGCCUGGGGCUGCCCUCCUGCCUGCUGUGAAGGUGAUGGGGUGGGACAUGGGGUGGCUGGAGCUUGACCCAAAUGUGCCAGAGCAUUUCCCAGCGGCGCGGGUCGCCGGGGAGGUGCCUGGUUGGGAGAAUCCUGCUCCUGGCUCUGCUGGAGCGUGGGUCCGGGUCCAGCAGCAUCGCCUGCCACUCAGCCACCCUUGGUUUGUCUCAGCUGAACCGUAGCUCCAGUUAAGUUAUUUCUGUAUUUUUUUUGGGUGUAUUUACUCCUGACUGGGCAGGGAAAUGCCACUGUGACUUUGCUACAGAUCUUGUUUGAAAAAAUAAAGUUGUUCGGUUUU
This is a messenger RNA of Haliaeetus leucocephalus (bald eagle), 2847 nucleotides long. RefSeq names its product sestrin 2 (gene SESN2). The coding region runs from base 82 to 1482 and encodes 466 amino acids. The record is from RefSeq and is a predicted model, not a curated record. Gene Ontology annotation, molecular function: oxidoreductase activity, acting on peroxide as acceptor; L-leucine binding. Gene Ontology annotation, biological process: cellular response to leucine starvation; regulation of response to reactive oxygen species; cellular response to L-leucine. Gene Ontology annotation, cellular component: nucleus. NCBI's taxonomy places the organism in Eukaryota, Metazoa, Chordata, Aves, Accipitriformes, Accipitridae. The transcript is spliced from 9 exons.